AUGUCGGAUUCCGAUCUUCUCCAGUCUGCGGUUCGCGUGCCCACGCCUCCCCCAGGCGUGUCAUACUCGCCAGCCGCAGCUUCUCGGAAGCGCUCCCCUCCGUCUCGUUCUCCCUCUCCGAAUCGUCGACGGUCGCCUCCCGGUGAUUUAGCCAGAGAUGGCCCCGAGGCACCCAAGCUCGAUGCGGAUCGUGCCAUCGAUAGAGAGCGCCAACUCGCUGAGCGCGUUCGCGAACAUGAAAAGCGCGAGGCCGCUCGAAAGCCUUUAAGUGAGGAGGAAAAGCAGGCCUCAGCAAAGGCUGAAUACGAAAAGUUGCUCAAUAUGCGAUCGGGCGGUACCUACAUCCCUCCAGCUCGACUCCGCGCACUGCAGGCGCAAAUCACGGAUAAGACGAGCAAGGAAUAUCAGCGCAUGGCUUGGGAGGCAUUGAAGAAAUCAAUCAACGGUUUGAUCAACAAGGUCAACGUUUCCAACAUUAAGUUUAUUGUGCCGGAGCUGUUUGGCGAGAACUUGAUUCGGGGUCGUGGCUUGUUCUGUCGAUCUAUCAUGAAGGCGCAGGCGGCCAGUUUGCCAUUUACCCCGAUCUAUGCAGCGAUGGCCUCAAUUGUGAACACAAAACUACCCCAAGUUGGCGAUUUACUGCUUUCACGGUUGAUUGUUCAAUUCCGCAAGGCGUUCAAGCGAAAUGAUAAGGCAGUGUGCAUCUCAUCCACCACAUUCAUUGCCCAUCUUUGCAACCAGCAGGUUGCCCACGAGAUGCUGGCGGCUCAGGUUUUGCUACUCCUCCUGCAUAAGCCUACGGACGACAGUGUGGAAAUUGCCGUGGGACUGACUCGAGAAGUUGGUCAGCAUUUGGAAGAAAUGAACGCCCCGAUCGCACUCGCCGUGUUCGACCAAUUCCGCAACAUUCUACACGAGGCCGACAUUGAUAAGCGUGUGCAAUACAUGAUUGAGGUGCUCUUCCAAGUGCGCAAGGACCGGUACAAGGACAAUCCAGCGAUCAAGGAGGAGCUGGAUCUCGUGGAGGAGGAAGAUCAGAUUACCCACCGUGCCGGUCUAGACGACGAUCUAGAAACGCAAGACUCGCUCAACAUCUUCAAGUUCGAUACUGAGUGGGAAGAACACGAGGAGGCCUACAAGAGGUUGAAGGCCGAGAUUUUGGGCGAAGACAGUGACGAGGAUGACGAGGAUGGGUCUGAUGAAAGCGAGGAGGAAGAAUCAGAUACCGAAGAACAACAGAUGGACAUUAAGGACCAGAGUAACACUAACCUGGUUAAUCUUCGACGAACCAUCUACCUUACGAUCAUGUCCAGUAUUGACUUCGAAGAGUGCUGUCACAAGCUGAUGAAGAUCAACCUGCCGGCCGGGUUGGAGCCUGAGCUGCCAUCAAUGAUCAUUGAAUGUUGCUCCCAAGAGCGUACAUACUCCAAGUUCUAUGGUUUGAUUGGAGAGCGAUUCGCCAAGAUCAACCGCCUGUGGUCAGACUUGUUCGAGGCUGCCUUUGCGAAAUACUAUGAUACCAUCCAUCGUUACGAAACGAACCGCCUUCGAAACAUCGCACAGUUCUUUGGUCAUCUGAUCAGCAACGAUGCCAUCGGUUGGCAUGUCUUGUCGGUGAUUCACCUCAACGAAGAGGAGACCACAUCCAGCAGCCGCAUCUUCGUUAAAAUUCUCUUCCAAAACUUGGCAGAGAACCUCGGUCUGCCUGGUUUGCAGGCCCGCUUCAGAGAUGAGAUUCUCCGGCCAAGCUUCGAGGGUCUCUUCCCCACAGAGAACCCUCGUCACACCCGUUUCUCGGUCAACUACUUCACCAGUAUUGGUAUGGGUGUGUUGACAGAGGACAUGCGUGAGCACCUCAAAAAUCUCCCACGCCCCACAGUACCAGCUUUACCUGUACGGGCAUCUUCUCGUUCCCUCUCGCGCACUCCAUCCGAUCGAUCCCGAUCACAAUCCAUGUGCUCUACUUGCACUGGAUCCCCACACUCCCGCCGUUCCCGGUCUUACUCAUCCUCCCGCUCUCCUUCCAGGGACCGUGGCCGUUCCUACUCUCGCUCUAUUACUCCCUCUUCCCGCGGACGAAGCUACACACCUUCCCGCUCUCGGUCCGCUGGCCGCCGUCGUGGCGCAUCAUACAGUCGGUCCCGUACUCCUUCAGAUCGUUCCCACUCCCGGUCUGUCUCUCGCACACCGGCCAAGCGCAGCCGAGCACGCUCAUACUCGCGAAGCCCCAGUCGUAGCCGCAGCCGCAGUCCAUACCGGUCUCGCCGCUCCGUCACUCGGUCUGUCACACCGGACAACAAGAGCCGCCCCAAGAGGAACCGCAGCUACACCCGAUCGAUUUCCCGAUCUGUCACACCCCCACGUCGUGGCCAAAGCCCUGGCAGAAGAAACCGAAGCUACACACGGUCGGUUUCUCGAUCUGUAUCGCCUCCACGCCGCAAACGCGACGUUUCGGCUUCUCGUUCGCCCACCCCUAAACGUCGGACAGAGUCACGGGGUCGAAGCUUCUCUCGGACACCACCUCGUCGGAGAUAA
Molecule: messenger RNA, 2535 nt
Organism: Penicillium antarcticum
Lineage: Eukaryota; Fungi; Ascomycota; Eurotiomycetes; Eurotiales; Aspergillaceae
Product: pre-mRNA-splicing factor CWC22
Exons: 1
Coding region: 1-2535 (844 amino acids)
Biological process (GO): mRNA splicing, via spliceosome
Cellular component (GO): catalytic step 2 spliceosome
Molecular function (GO): RNA binding; protein binding
Source: RefSeq, a predicted model, not a curated record